GUAUUCGCAUUCGUCAAUUAGCAACCGGCGCGAGCGGGUCGCGUGUGUGGAAAAUAAAUUCCGUGUUUGAUAUUUUUCAUAAAAAGAGUCGAUCGGAUCGGAAUUGUCGGCUGGAAAAACUUUCCAAUAUCAUUUCCAAAAUGGCUACCCGAGGGGCGAAUGUGAUUUGGUUCCGACACGGAUUGCGACUCCACGAUAAUCCUGCUUUGUUGGCGGCCCUCGCCGAAAAGGAUCAGGGCAUAGCCCUGCUACCUGUCUUUAUUUUCGAUGGAGAGAGUGCAGGAACCAAAAAUGUUGGCUACAACAGAAUGCGCUUCCUGUUGGACUCUCUCCAGGACAUUGAUGAUCAGAUCCAAACUUUAACUGAUGGACGUGGCCGGCUCCUUCUCUUCGAGGGAAAACCGGAGCAUAUUUUUCGGCGCCUGCAUGAGCAACUGCGUUUGCACAAAAUCUGCUUGGAACAGGACUGUGAGCCUAUCUGGAACCAUCGGGACGAGACCAUCCGAUCGCUAUGCCACGAAUUGGGCAUCGAGUUCGUAGAAAAGGUUUCCCACACCCUGUGGAAUCCACAAAGUGUGAUCGAGACGAAUGGGGGCAUUCCACCUCUUACAUAUCAAAUGUUUUUACACACUGUGCAAAUCCUCGGCUUGCCGCCACGGCCUGUCAAUGAUGCCCGUCUGGAGGAUGCCUCUUUUGUCCAGAUGGACCCAGAGCUGCUGCGCAAUCUUGGCUAUUUGGAGCAGAUACCCACUCCGGAACACUUUAAUGUGUACGGGGACAACAUGGGAUUCCUGUCCAAGAUCAGGUGGCGCGGCGGCGAAAGGCAAGCCCUGCUGCUGCUGGACGAGCGUCUGAAGGUGGAGCAGCACGCGUUCGAGAAGGGCUACUAUAUGCCUAACCAGGCGCUGCCGAAUAUCCAGGAAACGCCCAAGUCUAUGAGCCCCCACUUGCGAUUUGGAUGCCUUUCGGUGCGCCGCUUCUAUUGGAGUGUCCACGAUCUCUUCAAGAAUGUCCAGCUAAGAGCCUGCGUACGUGGCGUUCAGAUGACGGGCGGAGCCCACAUCACUGGCCAGUUGAUUUGGAGAGAGUACUUCUACACAAUGUCCGUGAAUAAUCCCAACUACGACCGCAUGGACGGUAACGAGAUCUGCCUAAGCAUACCCUGGGCGAAGCGGGAUGAGACUCAGUUGCAGAAAUGGCGUCUGGGCCAGACCGGAUUUCCGCUGAUCGAUGCUGCAAUGCGUCAGUUACUGGCCGAGGGUUGGCUCCACCAUGUGCUCCGCAACACGGUGGCUACCUUCCUGACCCGAGGCGGCUUGUGGCAGAGCUGGGAACACGGCGUGCAACACUUCCUUAGGUAUCUCUUGGACGCCGACUGGUCGGUCUGCGCCGGCAACUGGAUGUGGGUCUCCAGUUCGGCGUUCGAGAGGCUGCUGGACUCCUCUUUGGUGACCUGUCCGGUGGCCCUGGCCAAGCGUCUUGACCCGGACGGUGCCUACAUCCGGCAAUAUGUCCCUGAGUUGAAGAAUGUACCCAGGGAGUUUAUACACGAGCCCUGGCGUAUGAAUCUGCAGCAGCAGGAACAGUACGAGUGCCUCAUCGGAGUCCACUAUCCGGAUCGUCUUAUCGACCUUUCCAAGGCCGUGAAAGGCAACAUGCUGGCCAUGAAGACCCUACGGGACUCCUUGAUCACACCACCGCCGCACUGCAGGCCCUCGAACGAGGAGGAAGUGCGAACCUUUUUCUGGCUUGCGGAUUUGACGAUUUAAGGACCAGAGGUCCUAUAUCCAAAAUAUUCCUACUGCAAUACGCAAUAAAUAGUCAUUUACCCGGUGUAUAUUAUAUAUCAUUAAUAAUGCUUUAUUUUCUUCAAUUAAAAUAAUUUCUACAAUACAAUUUGUAUUUGUUUUUAUUUGGUUUCGAUUUAUUUUUAACAGCUUAUAACGUGUUACUCAUGUAUCAAUUUUAUUCAGCUUACUUUAAAAAUCGUUUAUGGUGUAUAUGUAUAUAAUUAUUAUUAUCAUUUGUAUUACGUUAUUAAAUUAUAUGUUAAUUAACAGCAUUAA
Molecule: messenger RNA, 2066 nt
Organism: Drosophila ananassae
Lineage: Eukaryota; Metazoa; Arthropoda; Insecta; Diptera; Drosophilidae
Gene: cry
Product: cryptochrome-1
Exons: 4
Coding region: 141-1769 (542 amino acids)
Biological process (GO): circadian regulation of gene expression; entrainment of circadian clock by photoperiod
Cellular component (GO): nucleus; cytoplasm
Molecular function (GO): FAD binding; DNA binding
Source: RefSeq, a predicted model, not a curated record